UAUUCUCCCACAUUCCUCGAUCUCUUCGGACCAAAACACAGAAAACAUGUAGAAAAUGUCAGCGGAGUUGCUUCUCUCCACACCACAGAUGUCGCCUUCAAGGGAGCCGUCGUCGUAGAAGCAAGUUAUGGAUUCCCGCCUUCCAUGUUUGAUCGUUUUCAUCCUGACUGGCCUGACCCCAUCAUGCCUUGGAGACGACAAUGGCACCCGCCGUCAUGACUACUGCGUCCUUGGAGCUGGACCUGCAGGGCUGCAAAUGGGGUACUUCCUCUCCAAGGCUAAACGAGACUACAUCAUCUUGGAGAGGAACUCUGGACCAGGCAGCUUCUUUCACAAAUAUCCCAGGCACAGGAAGCUCAUCAGCAUCAAUAAGAUCCACACCGGACGGCAGAACAGGGAGUUCAACCUCCGCCAUGAUUGGAAUUCCUUGCUGAGCGACAAGCUGGAUCUCCUGUUCCGGCGAGUGAGCCGGGACUUUUACCCGCCGGCCGAUGCCUUCCCGCUCUACCUGGCCAUGUUUGAGAGGGAGCUGGGUCUGAGGGUCACAUACGGUGUGGAUAUCGGAAGGAUCAGGGCCGUGACGUCGUUGACGAGCAGGAUUUACGUGCUAACCGACCAACUUGGAAAGGACUACACUUGCGGCGUUCUUCUGGUGGCGACCGGUCUCUGGGUUCCUCAGGAGGCAGAAUUUGUGGGUUCCGACCUGGUUGAGGGCUAUGAAUCCAUCUCCACUAACCCUGAGGAAUACACGGACCAGGCUGUGCUGAUUCUGGGCAAGGGGAACUCUGCUUUUGAGACGGCGCAGAGCAUCUUGGGGAAAGCUAGCCGGGUCCACAUGGUCAGUCGCAGUCCUGUUCGCCUGGCCUGGCAAACUCAUUACGUUGGAGAUCUCAGGGCUGUGAAUAACGAGCUGAUAGACACCUACCAGCUGAAGUCCCUUGAUGGGUUGGUAGAAGCCAGCCUGGAGCGAAUAGUGAUCGUCCAACAAAAGGACCAAAGCAGGAAGAAGUCCAGCACAAAAGCUGGCAAAGAGGAGAAGGGACAAUUGUAUGUGACCAUAAAUAAGUACGUACAACGGCAGUCCGAAAAGAACAGCUCGGAUGUGACAGCGGAGGAGCUGCUUGGACAUCACAUCGACAACUUCUCCCUGCGCAAGCCCUAUGACCGUGUGAUUCGAUGCCUUGGCUUCCGAUUCAACUUCAGCGUAUUUGACAGUUCCAGCUGCCCACCUAAGAGUGAAAAUGCAAGAGGGAGGUUGCCAAGGGUGAACGCCUGGUACGAAGGUUCUGACACCCCUGGUUUGUUUGUAAUUGGAGCUGCCGCUCACUCCAGAGACUACCGCUCGUCAGCUGGUGGUUUUGUCCAUGGAUUUCGCUACACAGUGCGAGCUGUACAUCGUGUGCUUGAACACCGUUACCAUAGAGCACCGUGGCCAUCAACUCAGCUGUUGACAACGCAGCUGCUGUCUGCAGUUCUGAAGCGGGUGGGCGAGGCCUCCGGGCCCUACCAGAUGUUCGAGAUGCUUGGAGACGUGAUAUUGUUGAGAGGAUCUCACUGCCAAUAUGUGGAGGAGUUCCCACUCCAGGCCUUGCCUCAGUUCUCUUCUCUCUCGGGCCACGAGGUGUCCGGACAUGGACUGUUGGUUCUAGUGAUGCAGUACGGGAAGAAGAAGAUCGACUAUCUGGGAGGAGGCCGGGCGGUAACAGAUUGGACCAAAGCUUGGAAAUCCAACUUUUUGCACCCAGUUUUGUACUACUACGACAUGCUUCCUACUGAGGAAGAGAUGAAGCAUCGUCCCCACGGGUGGCCUUUGCCAAGGCCGAAGGCAAUUCAUCACAUGGUUGAGGACUUCCUCACUGAGUGGGAUGGUCCCAUAUCUCACAUUCAGCCUUUGCGGCGAUUCCUAGAACACUGUGUCCACACUGACCUCAGAGCCUUCUAUGCAGAAUCUUGUUUCCGCUUAUCCCUCACACACCGGAAGCCGCCGCUGUUUUGUCGCCAAGGAUACUUGAAGCAGCAAGGUAUGGUUGAUAGUAAACCGCAGCACUUUCCUCCCACUAUGCCUGGAGAGCAGCGUGCGGACACAGCUGGAGCUGACGCUGCGUUCCCAAACUACCUGGCACAAGCCGGAGCCGCCAUGUCGUCAGGAAUAAAACUUGACUUGUGAUUGUUUUUAAUAUAUUAGUGUUUAUACGUGUGACACCAUCCAGGUCUCUAUACCUCCAGCACGUACAAAUCCAGACAAACCAUUAAGAUCACUGGUUCCUCACCAACUGAUCCUUCAUUUUGUCGCCAAAGCUCUAGAUGUUAGCCACUUGAUCUGCCAAAGAAUAAAUGAUUGCCCUUGCUUUAGUUUUGUAUAUGUUGCACAGUGGGGCAAUGCAAUAGAGUAUAGUGAAAUAUGGCUGAAAACAGCAAAGAAGCUAAAGAAGAACGUUCUCAUGUUACCGAGCAAAGGUUGCCAAGCGUCCCUUGAAAAACAGAAUUGUCCUGUAUUUAGAAGCAAAGGUACAGUAGGUCUGGGUUCCUUUUUGCCUCAUCCCACAUUUAAGGUGUGAGUAAAGAAUGUAGUCGUCGUCGUCGGCAUCCUUCCGUCUCGGGAGACGAUGAGGUAUAUCCAAAAAGGGGGGUGGGUCUCACUGCGAGAUAGCCCCUGGCACCCGUUUCUUUCGCCAAUCGAAUGGGCUUAGAACCGGUAUCUGCUGGAGUGACCUCUCCAGUGGAACUCUCCAGUGGAUCUACACGGCCUGGGCAUUGAACUAUGGAGGGCAAUCUGUUGUCCAGGCAGCAAGCCCCCCUUCUCCGCAUGGCUGGUGGACCCACGGGAGCGACGAGUGUCGAUACAACUUGGCACCAGUGAUGCCGCAGGAGUUGCCGGAAUGACGCUACAACGUCAAACCGCCUUCAGGACUCCAGCUCCUGAUUUUCUGUCGGGGUUUACUCCCUUUGCCUUACCCUCCAGUGGGUUGACCGCAAGGCAGCGGUGGUUUUGAGAUUGGAGAUUUCCUUCUCCUCGAUGGGCCCCAUCUGCCCGAAUGCGGCAGGUAGCACGGGGGUACAUCUUACCCGUGGCGGUAUAAGCCCGACCUGACUCUCAGAAUGCAGUACCGACCUCAUAAGUCCAAAAGAGAAAGAUAUGAUACAGCUGGAGUGUCCAAACUACGGUUGACAAUCCAAAUGCGGCCCGUCAACGUCUUCAAUCUGGACCGUGACACGCACUGAGUUUUAUAAGGAAUCUUAACGGCAGGGAGAUUGCGUUCAUUUUAAUAGUCUGACCAUUUUAAUGCAGACAUAUUUUCGUCAUCCAGUGGACACAUAAGUACUUCAGUUCAAAGACCUUUAAUUAUGGUCUGAAUGACCCAAUGCAAAGAACCUUCCCUAGUCAUGGUGCAAAAAAAAAUCCAACCAACACAAACUGUCAGCUCACAUAACACAACCUUUUCACUGAACUUUGUGGAUUUUAUUAAAAAAAAAACAACAACUUCCAUGCGCCAUUAAAAAAAUCUAAAUUACACCCAUUUAAAUCCAUUACAAAGCAUGAUGGAAAAAAAAUGCAAAACACUCUCCACACUUAUCCAUGUUUGGUGCAUUUUAGCUGCUUGGUAUUUCUGAUUGAUUACAAAACUUUAAGGAGGUUGUUGCGUAAGUAAACAAGGUAGGAGUCUAACCUUAACAUACUCUUAAUAUCCAAUUAUAUUAAUUAUUAAUUAUACAUCCAUUAUAUUAAUAUAAUGUGUGUGUACACAUUAUAUAUAAAUAUAUAAAUAAUAAUAAUGGAUUAGGCUCCAGCACCCCCCGCGACCCCAAAGGGAAUAAGCGGUAAAAAAUGGAUGGAUGGAUGGAUUAGAUUUAUAUAGCGCUUUUCUAGACACUCAAAGCGCUUCACAGAGAAGUGAGAAUCCAUCAUUCAUUCACACCUGGUGGUGGUAAGCUACAUUUGUAGCCACAGCUGCCCUGGGGUAGACUGACGGAAGUGUGGCUGCCAGUUUGCGCUUACGGCCCCUCCAACUACCACCCAUCAUUCAUCAUUCAUUCACCAGUGUAAGCGGCACUGGGGGCAAGGGUGAAGUGUCCUGCCCAAGGACACAACGGCAGCGAUUUGGAUGGUAAGAGGCGGGGAGUGAACCUGCAACCCUCAAGUUUCUGGCACGGCCGCUCUACCCGCUACGCCAUGCCGCCCCAUAUGUGUAUAUAUACACUAUAUUUCCAAAAGUAUUUGGCCACCUGCCUUUACUCACAAAUGAACUUGAAGUGCCAUCCCAUGGAAUUGUCCAAAAUGUUUUGGUAUCCUGGAGCAUUCAAAGUUCCUUUCACUGGAACUAAGGAGGACAAGCCCAACUCCUGAAAAACAAUCCCACAUCAUAAUUCCUCCUGCAUCAAAUUUCACGCUCGGCACAAUGUAGUCUAAAAUGUAGCGUUCUCCUGGCAACCUCCAAACCCAGACUCGUCAUCAGAUUGCCAGAUGGAAAAGCGUGAUCCAUCACUCCAGAGAAGGCGUCUCCACUGCUCUAGAGUCCAGUGGCGACGUGCUUUACACCACUGCAUCCGACGCUUUGCAUUGGACUUGGUGAUGUAUGGCUUAGAUGCAGCUGCUCGGCCAUGGAAACCCAUUCCAUGAAGCUCUCUGCAUACUGUACGUGGGCUAAUUGGAAGGUCACAUGAAGUUUGGAGCUAUGUAGCAACUGACUGUGCAGAAAGUCUUUGCACUAUGCGCUUCAGCAUCCGCUGACCCCUCUCUGUCAGUUUACGUGGCCUACCACUUCGUGGCUGACUUGCUGUUGUUCCCAAACGCUUCACUUUUCUUAUAAUAACGGUGACUUUGUAAUAUGUAGGAGCGAGGAAAUUUCACGACUGGAUUUGUUGCACAGGUGGCAUCCUAUGACAGUUCCACGCUAGAAAUCACUGAGAGCGGCCCAUUCUUUCACAAAUGUUUGUAGAAACAGUCUCCAUGCCUAAGUGCUUGAUUUUAUACACCUGUGGCCAGGCCAAGUGAUUAGGACACCUGAUUCUCAUCAUUUGGAUGGGUGGCCAAAUACUUUUGGCAAUAUAGUGUAUAUAUAUAUAUAUAUAUGUAUAUAUAUCAUCGGCGGUCACUCGAACGAGUAUGACGAUCCUCCUGGUAGGGGUGUAUCCUUUUAUGGAGGAUGCCUGUGCGUGACUUUGUUUUACGUGGGGAGACUGGUGCACUGACAGUCACCACACGAUCCUUGACCGAAUCGGGUCAGGGUCCAGUGGCAUGGAGUCCAAGACGACUGGGGACCCUUUUCUGCUGCAGCCUUCUUCCGCCAUCGCAGCCGUUGUGGUAGUUCUUAAAUCUACUGUCUUCCGCCUGCUCCGCCGUUGAGGUCUUCACCGUAUCCCUGGCUAGGGGGCAGUCAGGUACUAGGCCUUUGCCAAGGUCUACCUGGGGUAACAUUAGUAAAGGGGUUAACCUACUAGUGCCCCAAGACUCCAUAGAGGAGCCUCCACUGCCGGAUGCACUUUAACGUCAUGCCUAUAUAUAUAUAUAUAUAUAUAUAUAUAUAUAUAUAUAUGGACAUGUGUGUAUGUAUGUAUGUAUGUACAGUACAGGCCAAAAGUUUGCACACACCUUCUCAUUCAAUGUAUUUUCGUACUUUUCAUGACUAUUUACAUUGUAGAUUGUCACUGAAGGCAUCAAAACUAUGAAUGAACACAUGUGGAGUUAUGUACUUAACAAAAAAAGGUGAAAUAACUGAAAACAUGUUUUAUAUUCAAGUUUCUUCAAAAUAGCCACCCUUUGCUCUGAUUACUCUUUUGCACACUCUUGGCAUUCUCUCGAUGAGCUUCAAGAGGUAUUCACCUGAAAGGGUUUUCACUUCACAGGUGUCAUAGUUUUGAUGCCUUCAGUGACAAUCUACAAUGUAAAUAGUCAUGAAAAUAAAGAAAACGCAUUGCAAUGGGAAGGUGUGUCCAAACGUUUGGCCUGUACUGUAUGUAUGACUUAGACUUAGAAUUCCUUUUUAUUGUCAUUCAAAUUUGAACUUUACAGUACAGAUAAGAAUGACAUUUUGUUGCAUUAGCUCGUUGUAGUGCAGUAUAAAAGAGCAAUAAGGUGCAGAUAUAAAUAAAUAGAUUACUGUACAGAUAAAUAUAUUGCACUUUUGCAUAUGCAUCCACGUUUAUGGAUGUAUGUUAUAUUGUCUUUAUAUUCCAGCGAGUCAAUCUGUUUUUGGGGGGAAUGGAGGGGAUUAUUAUGAUGCAUUCAAGAGUCUUAUGGCCUGAGGGAAGAAGCUGUUACAGAACCUGGAGGUUCUGCUACGGAGGCUGCGGAACCUCUUUCUAGAGUCCACCAGUGAAAACAGUCCUGGGUGGGGGUGGGAGGAGUCUCUGCAGAUUUUCUGAGCACUGGUCUUAUAUGUAUGAUAUAUAUAUAUAUAUAUAUAUAUAUAUAUAUAUAUAUAUAUAUAUAUAUAUAUAUGAAUAUGUAGUCGACUUUUUCCCCUCGACCAAAUUUUUGAGCCCAAUGCGGCACUCAAGUCCAAAAGUUUGGACACUUCACACCCCUGUGAUACAGUAUUGUCUGCUCACCUGCAUGGAUCAAUUAACCAAACCCCUCUCCUUAAUGCUUCUGUCACACGAAUUCUCACAGGAAUGAGGCAAAAGCUAACCCACACCUACUAUAUAUGUCCCUUCUUCAACUGAAAAUGGGUGCAUGCUGUCUCUUAUUAUAGAGAUAAUUACAAUUAGUUUGUGAAAUGUCAACGCCUCAGCUUGGUUAUCUGUUUUAGCUUCUGGUGUCUGAACUUAUGUGAGUUUAAAAACCCCCUAUAAGGAACAAUAACAAAUAUUUGCUGAAGUGAUAGUAUAAUAAAAUGUUUCACAUAAAUAAAAAAGGCACAACCAGGUUUGGAUCUGCCAACAAUGUCUCCGUUAUUUCUAUUUCAAAAGUUGGCAGCCCUGUACCGACCCUAGAUGGAAACCUUGUCUUUUGCAAAUAUGUGUUCCUUGCAAAACAUGUACCAAUGUUCCCUUUUGUACGACAGGAAUCAACAUCAUUAAACGCAUUGUUGUUGGUGACGGGAAA
Molecule: messenger RNA, 7045 nt
Organism: Nerophis lumbriciformis (worm pipefish)
Lineage: Eukaryota; Metazoa; Chordata; Actinopteri; Syngnathiformes; Syngnathidae
Gene: foxred2
Product: FAD-dependent oxidoreductase domain containing 2
Biological process (GO): ERAD pathway
Cellular component (GO): endoplasmic reticulum lumen
Molecular function (GO): flavin adenine dinucleotide binding; monooxygenase activity
Source: RefSeq, a predicted model, not a curated record